Molecule: messenger RNA, 2950 nt
Organism: Toxorhynchites rutilus septentrionalis
Lineage: Eukaryota; Metazoa; Arthropoda; Insecta; Diptera; Culicidae
Gene: Men-b
Product: NADP-dependent malic enzyme
Exons: 4
Coding region: 383-2251 (622 amino acids)
Biological process (GO): malate metabolic process; pyruvate metabolic process
Cellular component (GO): mitochondrion
Molecular function (GO): NAD binding; malate dehydrogenase (decarboxylating) (NAD+) activity; malate dehydrogenase (decarboxylating) (NADP+) activity
Source: RefSeq, a predicted model, not a curated record
GGAUGGACAGAAGCUGACUGACAGAACGAACCAGCGAAUCGAUCUGCGACGACGACACGGACACGGACGCGAUACUAGUCCAGAUUCUGAAGGUUUUCUUCCGGGGAUUCUCUUUUCUGAUGACUCAGACAGAUUGUUGAAUAUAUCGCGUAGUAAAUCAAUGUGUUAUCAAGAUCCCGUGAAUCUCGAUCUAGGAAGAAUUCCGCUGCAGUAGUGCCGGAGGUAUCUGUGGACUGUGAAUAAAAGAGGUGCAAAAAUACAGAGAAAAACUUCUUGGAGACUCGAAGAUAGUGGAAGUGUGCUGGAAGAAGAUAGGCCUCCAGGAAUAUAUCUCAACCGGAUACGAUAAUACGACAAACCACACGACAAUAGCAUAGAAAUUAUGCUUGCAAGACAAGUUAUCCUGAAUGGCGCUUCGAACGCCCUGAAGACGCUCUCCGCCGCAACCGCUUCGCCGAAGAGGACUCCCGCGAAAGUCGUCGCUUCUGCUGCGGUGGUUCAAUCGCGGGACUACCAUGAAGUCACAGGAGAUAUAAUCGUACCUUCGAUGGUGAUGGGUAUCGAUCAUCUGCGCGAUCCCCGGUUGAACAAGGGUCUCGCAUUCACACUUGAGGAGCGACAAAUCCUCGGUAUUCACGGUCUGCAACCGGCUCGCUUUAAAACUCAGGAAGAACAGCUCGAGCUGUGUCGCAUUUCCAUCUCCCGCUAUCAGGAAGAUCUCAACAAGUACCUGUACCUGGUUGAUCUGCAGGAUCGUAACGAGAAGCUGUUCUUCCGGCUGAUCUCCGAGGACGUUGAGAAAAUGAUGCCCAUCGUGUACACUCCCACGGUGGGGCUGGCCUGCCAGAAGUUCGGUCUAAUCUACCGCCGGCCGCGUGGUUUGUUCGUAACGAUCAACGAUCGAGGCUACAUAUACGAUGUGUUACGGAAUUGGCCCGAGCCGGAUGUGAGAGCCAUCGUGGUGACCGAUGGGGAGCGUAUUCUUGGUUUGGGCGAUUUGGGAGCUUGUGGAAUGGGUAUCCCGGUCGGUAAACUUGCGCUCUACACUGCCCUGGCUGGUAUUCCCCCGCACCAGUGUUUACCGAUUGUGAUUGACGUUGGUACAAACAACCAGAGUCUGCUGGAGGAUCCACUGUAUGUUGGAUUGAGGCAGAAGCGUGUCCAGGGUAAGGAAUACGACGAUUUCAUCGACGAGUUCAUGCAUGCAGUUGUCAAACGGUACGGCCAGAACACGCUGAUCCAGUUUGAAGACUUCGGUAACCACAAUGCUUUCCGCUACUUGGACAAAUAUCGAGACACGUACUGUACGUUUAAUGACGACAUUCAGGGAACGGCAUCGGUGGCCGUUGCGGGAUUGCUCGCAUCCAAGCGUGUCACGGGGAAGAAAAUCUCGGAAAACACGUUCCUGUUCCUGGGGGCAGGCGAGGCCGCCAUCGGUAUCGCUGACUUGGUGGUUAAAGCUAUGCAGACGGAGGGAACUAGCCUGCAGGAGGCUCGGGAUAAGAUUUGGCUGUUCGAUAUCGACGGCUUGCUGGCCAAGGGACGCCCGGAAGGGCGCUUGGGAGGUCACAAGGCGUUCUAUGCAAAGGAUCAUCGGGUGAUGAAGAAUUUCGCCGAGGUAGUGCACGAAGUUAAACCCUCGGUGAUGAUUGGCGCUUCAGCUGCAGGUGGUGCGUUUACACCGGAAAUUUUACAAGCUAUGGGCGAGAACAAUGAACGUCCGAUCAUUUUUGCCUUGUCCAAUCCAACAUCCAAGGCCGAGUGUACCGCACAGGCCGCCUAUGACAACACUGAGGGUCGCUGUAUAUUCGCCUCCGGUUCGCCUUUCCCGCCCGUGAAAUACGGAGGUAAGACAUUCUACACUGGCCAGGGCAACAAUGCGUACAUUUUCCCCGGCGUUGCGCUGGGCGUUAUCGUCACCGGAACGCACCACAUACCAGAGGAUAUGUUCCUAAUCGCCGCGCAAACUGUGGCCGAUCACGUCUGCCAGGAAGAUUUGGACAAAGGUUCGCUCUAUCCGCCACUGAGCGCCAUUCGAGACUGUUCGCUGGAGAUCGCCGUGGGAGUUACCAAAUAUGCGUACGAGAAAGGUUUGGCCUCGACAUAUCCAGAGCCGGAGGAUAAACUCACCUACAUCAAAUCCCAUCUGUACAACUUCAACUACGAAACUGCCAUGCCAGUCACCUGGAAGUGGCCUGCCGAACCGGAGGUCAAGACUCGCCCGAUCAACCCGACCAAACUGCAAGCAUGAGACAUGGAGCAAAUUUAAGGCAGUAUUUUUAACCUCCCAUCCUCCCGUCCCACUAUCUCCGAAUUGGGCAUUGAAACAUCCCUUCUAUUUAUUUUCGUCCCCUCGCCACUUCGGCAAGAGUUGAAGUUUGCGUCGUUUUUUUUUAUUAAUUUGAUUGUGAUACCAAGCGAAACAGCAAAAAAUAACUCAACAAUGUCCCACUGACAACGUUAUGCGCCAGGAUAGUUAAUUGAUUGAUGUUCCUUUAAAGUUUUAAAUCUCCAAAGAAGCAAUUCACAAACGUGUACCAGAGGUACACUGGGAAGGAAAUACAGUAAUAGUAGAACCGUUUCCAAGACGCGACGGAACAAAAGCAAGAUCAGGUCAGGUAUAGGUCAGAAAGUUUAAACUAGUGGAAAUUAAUUUAUUGUGUGUAGAUUAGGUGAAAAAUAAGCAAACUAUCCAUCAUAUGUUAGGGGAAAAAAAAGUUAAAACAGCUGCUGCAGCGAGUCGCGAAUUUAAAAUUGCACUUCGUACUAAACCUGUGGAGUAUGCGCACUCAGUUAAAUUUAAGUAAUUAAAAGUGGAAUUGCCGAAAAUGCAACAAUACAAUGAUCGUACCGUAACGAGAAGCACGUUACCGCUAGCGUUGUUUGGGUAGUUCCGUUCAAUGUUCGAACACUUGACAAGAAUGAAAUACAGACAUGUUUAUCAAAUCCA